Orbicella faveolata is the source of this 621-nucleotide messenger RNA. RefSeq names its product cytosolic 10-formyltetrahydrofolate dehydrogenase-like. Gene Ontology annotation, biological process: 10-formyltetrahydrofolate catabolic process; one-carbon metabolic process; biosynthetic process. Gene Ontology annotation, molecular function: formyltetrahydrofolate dehydrogenase activity; oxidoreductase activity, acting on the aldehyde or oxo group of donors, NAD or NADP as acceptor. Gene Ontology annotation, cellular component: cytoplasm. The record is from RefSeq and is a predicted model, not a curated record. NCBI's taxonomy places the organism in Eukaryota, Metazoa, Cnidaria, Anthozoa, Scleractinia, Merulinidae.
AUGGCUUGUAUGUUCAACAAAGGAGAAAACUGUAUUGCUGCUGGUCGGCUUUUUGUUGAAGCGUCCAUUCAUGAUGAGUAUGUCCACAGAGUGGUUGAAGAGAUUAAAAAAAUGAAAAUUGGAGAUCCCCUUGAUCGUUCAACAGAUCAUGGCCCUCAGAAUCACAAAGCUCAUCUGGACUCUCUUAUUGAUUACUGCAAGAAAGGAGUGGAGGAAGGAGCAACAUUAGUUUAUGGUGGCAAACAGCUUGACAGGCCAGGUUACUUCUUUGAGCCUACUGUAUUCACUGAUGUGAAGGACAACACGUUUUUGUCUCAGGAGGAAUCAUUUGGCCCAAUUAUGAUUGUUUCUAAAUUUGAAGACGGUGAUGUUGAAGGUGUUUUGAAGAGUGCUAAUGGUACAGAGUAUGGGCUUGCCUCUGGUGUUUUCACUAAAGACUUGAGCAAGGCACUGCGUGUGGCUGAUGGAUUGGAUGCAGGCACAUGUUUUGUCAACACAUACAACAAGACUGAUGUUGCUGCUCCUUUUGGAGGCUUUAAGCAGUCCGGCUUUGGAAAAGACUUAGGGGAAGAGGCACUCAAUGAAUACCUAAAGACUAAAGUGAUCACUGUUGAAUACUGA